Molecule: messenger RNA, 1312 nt
Organism: Apis dorsata (giant honeybee)
Lineage: Eukaryota; Metazoa; Arthropoda; Insecta; Hymenoptera; Apidae
Gene: Urm1
Product: ubiquitin-related modifier 1
Exons: 4
Coding region: 751-1122 (123 amino acids)
Biological process (GO): tRNA thio-modification; protein urmylation
Cellular component (GO): nucleus; cytoplasm
Molecular function (GO): protein tag activity
Source: RefSeq, a predicted model, not a curated record
GAGAUCAUAUCACGAUACAUAACAAAAAAAACGCUUUUGUAAAUAAAUCUUGACUUUAGAAAUUAACGUUUCAUCGUUCGGUAUGCAUACACCACUGAUCGACUUGAAUAGAAGGAACGUGGAAUUAAACCGUAAAAUCGCCACGUUGUUUCUAUGUGCAGUGAACGAUAUCUUUCUGGGUACAUUUCUAACAAAACUACUUUUCACGAAAUAUCACGACAAAUGAUAUUAUCAGUUAAUUCAUUAUGAUUCGAUUCGAAAAACGAAAAUAUAAAAAUUAUUUAACAAAAAUUUAAAUUUUUGUUGAACGAUUAAAAAUUUGUAAAGUUAACCUAUACGUUUAUACUCGAUUACGAAUAAUGACAUAUUAUCAAAAAAAAUUUCGCAUAUUACGAAAAGAUUAUUAGUAAUUAAUUUUAAAAAAAAAAUCUAUAUUUAUAUUUCGUUAAAUAUAAAUAUAAUAGCGAAUAUAAUCUAUUCAUGCUAUUCGCUUAUAAAUUUAAAUUGAACUUUUAAUAUAAAAAGAUGUUUAAAGUAGAUUAUAAAAUAUUCGAUUAAUAAUUAAUAAUUUUCUAUAAAAAUAUUUUUACAUUUUCAUUAUAUUCACGUUUCAAAACGAGUUGAUCGUAUCGAUCGAUAUUCGUUGCAUUUCGUAAAACGUGGUUUUAUUUAGGAAUAUAUUUUUUUUUCAGAAUCAAACGUAACCAAUAAUGUUUUAACGCGGUGCAAUUUAAGAAAAAUUAAAAAAAUAUGUCCAUCGAAAAUAGCGAAAUUUCCGUGACCAUUGAAUUCGGAGGUGGGGCAGAAUUACUUUUCGAUAAAAAAAAAAGGCACGAAGUAAACUUACCUGGAGUAAAUGAAUGUAAGUUUUACAAAUUUUUUUUUAUCGAUGUAAAUAUAAUUUGUCACGUGAACUUUACAGGGACCAUACAAAAGCUACUUUUCUGGAUAACAGAUAAUCUGUUAAAGGAACGACAGGAACUUUUUAUACAAGGGGAUACCGUGCGUCCAGGAAUUUUGGUUCUUAUAAAUGACAUCGAUUGGGAAUUAUUGGGCGAAAGCAAUUAUAAAAUAAAAUCAGGUGAUACGAUAUUAUUCAUAUCCACUUUACACGGAGGAUAAGAAAAAUAAAAUUGGAAAAAGAAAAGAUAAAAGAAGAUCGAUGCAAAGAAGAUCGAAGAUAAUAUCGCAUAAUAUAAAUGGAAUCCGAGUUCAGAAAAACAUGAUAAUUUCGCGAAAUGUUUGUACGAUGGCGAGAUACGUGGAUACGCGCAUAGCGUAAAAAAAAAAAAAAAAAAAAAAAAAAAAAAAA